Molecule: messenger RNA, 1979 nt
Organism: Camellia sinensis
Lineage: Eukaryota; Viridiplantae; Streptophyta; Magnoliopsida; Ericales; Theaceae
Product: CBL-interacting serine/threonine-protein kinase 6
Biological process (GO): signal transduction; protein phosphorylation
Molecular function (GO): protein serine/threonine kinase activity; ATP binding
Source: RefSeq, a predicted model, not a curated record
AAAUUUAAACACUCUAACGUGACACUAAAAAACUCUUUAAUGUAUUUUUUCUAAAUGUGACACUCUAAUAUAGUGGGUAAAUGAGUCAUUAUACAUCCAAAAAAAUUAAAUGAAUCACAAGAAAAAAUAUGAAAUUAUAUGAAUUAUAAAUCUAAAAUAUGGAACUUAUUAGUCAAUCUCCUAAAAUAAAAUUUUAUUUUGCUAUAAAUUAUAAACUCUGAUUAUUUAUUAUUAUUAUUAUUAUUAUUAUUAUUUGUAAUAUAACUUUUCCAAAACUUUUUUGAAUCUCAUCUUUCAACGGAAAGUGGUCCACUCGUACUUAUAAAAUGCAGAAGUUGAAUCAAGAAAAAAUAAAAAUAUGAUGCAGAAGGAGAAGCAUGGAACAGAAGCCAAACCUCCUUGAUUUAUUUCAACCUCUACCUGGGAAUGCUGACAGUUCUUCAAACCAACACCAAGGUCAUUGAUCGCACCUGCCACCGCAAACGCAUCGAAGACGGUUAAAUCCAAAAUCCCAAUCCACUCCAAAUCCAUCCCUUUAAAACCCACAUUAAAUCCAUUUCAAUACAAUCACUGCAAUUCAAUUCAAGCUCCUUCAAUGGCUGACACAACCCCCAAACCCAUUCAAUCCAAUCAGCCCACAUCAAAUCUCCUCAAUAACAAGUAUGAGCUCGGCCGCCUCAUCGGUUUCGGCUCAUUCGCCAGAGUCUACCACGCCAAAAACCUCCUCACCGGCGAGACUGUCGCCAUGAAAGUCGUCUCCAAAGACAAAAUCAUCAAAGCUGGUAUGAUGGAUCAAGUGAAGCGUGAGAUAUCGAUAAUGAAGAAAGUUCAUCACCCCAACAUCGUGAAGCUCCACGAAGUCAUGGCUACCAAGUCCAAAAUCUACUUCGCUAUGGAGUACCUCCGCGGCGGCGAACUCUUCGAGAAAGUCUCCCAAGGCCGAUUGAAGGAAGACUCAGCUCGGAAUUUCUUCAAACAGUUGGUCUGCGCUGUUGAUUUCUGUCACAGUCGCGGCGUAUACCACCGCGAUUUGAAGCUCGAGAACCUCCUCUUAGACGAAAAUGGCAAUCUCAAGGUCACAGACUUCGGAUUAUCGGUGUUUUCGGAGAAUUUGAAGCAGGACGGAUUGUUGCACACUGCGUGUGGAACUCCGGUGUAUGUAGCGCCGGAGGUGAUCGGAAAAAGAGGGUACGACGGAGCAAAGGCCGAUCUCUGGUCAUGCGGAGUCAUACUCUUCGUUCUACUUUCUGGGUAUUUGCCAUGUCAAUCCAAGAACAUAAUCUCAAUGUAUAAGAAGAUUUACAGAGCCGAUUUCAAAUUCCCACCAUGGUUUUCGCCGGAAACCCAGAUGAUCGUGAAUGGACUUCUCGACCCAAAUCCCAUCACACGAAUCUCAGCUUCAGAACUCAUGGACACAAGUUGGUUUAAAUUCAACAAAACAAUUCCCAAAAACGUGAAGCGAAUGAGUGAAUCAGAUGGGAUUGAAUCGGACGACGAGAAAGAGAAGGAGACACUGAAUGCGUUUCAUAUAAUUUCAUUAUCUGAGGGGUUCGAUUUGUCGCCGUUGUUCGGGGAGAGGAAGGAGGAGGAGAUGAGGUUUGCGACGGCGGCGGCGGCGAGCAGAGUGAUAGAGAGAAUGGAGGAGGUGGGGAAGGCGGCGGAGUUCAGCGUGAGGAAGAGCGAGUCGAAGGUGAGGUUGGUUGGGAAUGAGAGUGGAAGGAAAGGGAAGUUGGCGAUUGAGGCGGAGACGUUUGCUGUCACGGCGGCGCUUACGGUGGUGGAGGUGAAGAAGGGCGGUGGCGACACCUUUGAGUAUAAUCAGUUUUGUAGCAAGGAGCUUCGGCCUGCGCUGACGGAUAUUGUUUGGACAGCUGACAAGUCGUUGACUACUUGAAGAAACUCUGUUGCUGUUGUUCAUAUGGUGUUUGUUGCAUGAAUUUUGAAAGUAAUUUGAAAUGUAAUAAAAAAAAAAAUUUGUG